Linum trigynum is the source of this 2552-nucleotide messenger RNA. NCBI's taxonomy places the organism in Eukaryota, Viridiplantae, Streptophyta, Magnoliopsida, Malpighiales, Linaceae. The record is from the annotation of a GenBank genome assembly.
CUCGGUAUGACAGACUUUUGAUUGCAUGAAAUGAGAUUUAUUUGAGGGGGAAAAAAGAAUGAUACUGUAUAGGCAAAAUACACUUGCAUGACCAUAAGUUUGCAUUUUGUGACAAUGAUAACCAAUUUUUAAAAAAUACACAGGGGUCGUUUGGAUGCAGGUUUUUAAUUAGAGAGAUUUGACAGAGAUUUGGGCCCAAAUCCCUCAAUAAAAAACCCUGGAAAUGUGGAAGUAGGAUUUAAUCCCAAUCUCUCGUUUGGCUUUGAAUGAGGGUUUCAGAAGAGAGAAAUAAAAUUACAAAUUUGGCCUUUUAUAUCUCCUCCUUCCUCCAUUCUUCUGCAACUUUCGAGCCUCUUCAAACCCAGAACGAUCGGCGUCGACAUCCCUCCUGCAAUUGGUGCGCUUUUGAGGAUAAUCACCUCCAGCCCCGUCGACACAAUCACCAGCAGCAAUGGACGGCGAAAUCGAGUGCCGACGAGAUGAGUGUUGAAGCGGAGGGAAAUCCGUCAAAGCUUCCAUCGGCGAAGAAGGGGAGGAGCUCAUGGAGUUCGAUUCUUCAAUCUCGCAGUGAGUUCAGCAAUCGGCGGAGGGAAGCAGCAAAGGACGACGGGAAGAGGGUACGUAUUCAAAGAGAGAAGGCGAGCUCCUAUGAGAUCCAUGAAUCAGAGGAAGAAGGAAACCAAAUCGAGGGGUAGAGUUUGGAAAGACUGAAAUAUAAAUGAGAGAUUUAGAAAUAGCUGGCCCCCAUCAGCUAUUUCUAAAACCCACGGUUGAGGGUUUUCAGAAUUUCUAAUCCCAAAUUCUUGAGGCUAUACAAACGAGUUAUUUGUUUAAAAUCCUGGAUGGAGAGGGAUUGUACCACAAUCCUGCAUCACAAUCCGGCUAGAAACCCUCAUCCAAACGACCCCACAGAUAUAACCACAUAUUGGAAACUAGUUCGACAAAUUUAGUCAACUUCAUUAAAAACUUUAACGUCGUUAAUGACUCAAGGAGGGGGUAGCAACAACUUGGGGGAUCUAAUUUCAUCUCCUGGUACCAAAAUCAUACGAACGAUAUCAACCCAAAAAAAUUAGAGCCUUGGGGUGAACUCGAUUGAAACAAACCCCUAAAUCGGAGAGUUUUCUUCUGGUUUUUGUGACACAUAUCUAACGAAGAGCUGGUCGGCAGAAGCAUGAUGGAUUUGUAGACGAGAAGUUGCGAAUUUGAUGGCAUGGCGGAACAGAGGUGGGAGGAGGAGCGCUUCGAGAGAGAAAAAAAUGCAUGGAGUUCCAGAUGUAGAAGUGCGGCUUGGGUUUCGCUGUCGUGAAGAGAGCUUGUUGUUGAGGAAGCUAAGAGUAAUGGAGAAGUUGACCAGCGACGUCAAAGUUGACAACCACUGUCGGAUUUCUGACUAUCAUGGAGAAUUGGGUCGACCAUACUUGCGCUCAUGGUGAAGAAGGGAAAGGGGAAGAAGUCUAAGCAAUCGAAGGGAAAUAGUUUUAGGGUUUUUCAAUUAAUUAAAAAUAAAAUGAUAAAUUCCACCUGGUAUUUUUGUUUUUUCAAAAGUUGCCAAGUCACCGAAAACGUUAAUCCAAUCACCAUUCAACACGGUGUCGUUAAAGUUAUUGACGGAAUGACUAUAUUUGUAUAUUUUUUGAAAAUUAGCUAUUAUUGUCACAAAGUACAAAGUUAUGGGUAUGGAAGUGUAUUUUGCCUACUAUAUAUGAUACAUGUGAUUAAGAUAGUGCUAAAGAAAUGAAGUGUACUAAUUUUUCAUGACUAAUUGAAAACAAUCUAAAAUAAAUAAGAAUCCUUUCAAAUUAUAAAUGAUACAUAGUCACGUAGUCAAAGUCUUGACCCAUUCUAUAUUGUGAAACAUAUAAUCUAACAAACGUAUGAAAUAUCAACAAGUCAACUCAUAAGUCGAUUUUGCUAAUCCUCCUCUAGUCGGCUGGCUGACCACACUGUUGAGCGAGCUCAUUAGCUCAAAUCAAGCAAGUUCACAAGUUGAGUUCAACGAGACACCAAGUCGAGCCGGCUUGCAACCCUCCUGAGCUGAACAAGGUUUAGCUCAAUCUCAAUUCCUUAAUAACCAAUCAGAGUUUAGAACGAGUUUUUUUUUCUUCUUCAAAUCCAAUGUUGUGACUAAGGGAAAAUUUUAGGAUAUUUAUAUGGAAGGGUGCUCAUACAUCAUUUAGUGAGAUGCUAAUGUGCAUUGAAGGGUGCUUGUACAACUUGCUUCAUGUUUUUCGAUUUUGUCAUCGUCGAUUUCGUCGACUGUUGGAGCAAGUUAUUAUGCAUUGUCAUUACCCAAUUAAAUGAACUUUGUCAUAAGUGUUAUUGAAGUUCAAUGAGCUGUUGAUGGGAGCCAACAUCCGUUUGAAUUUUUAUUGAUUAUGGGAGAUGGAGAAGAAGUGGAAGAGAAAGAUAGGAAAGGGGUUGGAAGGAGAGGUUAUGUGAUCAUUCAUUUGACAAUCUUAAUUUUCAUUGAUUGUUAAUGAAUAUUUUUUCUUCUUUUUGUGUCUUUUCCUUUUUUCUAAAUAAGAUCAUUAGAAUAAAAUGCCAAAAAUUCU